Paralichthys olivaceus (Japanese flounder) is the source of this 679-nucleotide messenger RNA. The record is from RefSeq and is a predicted model, not a curated record. NCBI's taxonomy places the organism in Eukaryota, Metazoa, Chordata, Actinopteri, Pleuronectiformes, Paralichthyidae.
GGGUAACAAGUGUUGAUUUUCAGGCCGAAGAACUCAAAGCAGCCUGAGCGGGAGGAGAAGAGGGUUCUGGGAUUGGUUCUGCUGAGGGGAGAGAACCUUGUUUCCAUGACGGUAGAGGGCCCUCCCCCUAAAGACACUGGUAUAGCCCGAGUCCCGUUGGCAGGUGUGGCGGGGGGACCAGGUGUGGGCCGGGCCGCUGGUCGUGGGGUUCCUGCAGGAGCGCCGAUGCCUCAGGCUCCGGCCGGACUCGCUGGGCCCGUCAGAGGAGUGGGUGGUCCCUCCCAGCAGGUGAUGACGCCACAGGGCAGAGGGACAGUUGCUGCGGCAGCAGCAGGUGCAAGCAUCGCUGGGGCCCCCACACAGUAUCCACCAGGACGAGGAGCCCCGCCACCAAUGGGCAGGGGAGCUCCGCCUCCAGGUAUGAUGGGUCCACCCCCUGGCAUGCGACCCCCGAUGGGUCCUCCCAUGGGGAUGCCUCCAGGUCGAGGGGCUCCUAUGGGGAUGCCGCCCCCAGGCAUGAGGCCCCCGCCCCCCGGCAUGAGAGGGCCGCCCCCUCCUGGAAUGAGACCACCGCCCCGUCCCUGAAGAGGCUCCGCCCCCUCACUCACCUAUUGUAUAGACUUUUUUUAAAUCUUGUUUGUUUUUUUUAAAUAAAGUUUCCUCAGGAUGUUUGAUUUAA